AUGGCAGGUGUAAACGUCUGUAUAAAAUGUUCUAUGUUUAUCUUCAACUUUGUGUUCUGGCUAUGUGGUGCCAUUAUCCUUUCCAUAGCUAUUUCGAUACGAGCAGGGAAAAUUGGUCAAGAGAUUCUUGUUCCUGGGGAUGCUAACCUUAGCCCCUUUAUUGUUGUGAAUAUGUUAAUUUUUGUGGGUGCUGUCAUCAUGAUUCUGGGUUUCCUGGGAUGCUGUGGUGCCAUGAAAGAAAACCAGUUCAUGAUGAUUUUGUUUUUCAUAGGACUGCUUAUGAUCCUACUCCUGCAGGUGGCAGCAGGUAUCCUAGCAACUACUAGCAAAUCUAAGACUGAACAAACUCUGAAUAAGACUCUCAUGAUUAAUGCACGUCUUUUGAGUUCAACAAGUGAAAAUGAAAGAGUAUUCCAGAAAGCCUUUUCUGAACUUCAAGGAAAGUUAAAAUGUUGUGGUUUGGUCAAUGGAGCUUCUGACUGGGGAAGUAAUUUUCAACACUAUUACAAGACAUGUGAAUGUCCAGGUGAAUCAGAUCCUUCUUGUACAAAAUAUAGUGGAAAAGCUAUUUACAAACAGUCAUGCUUUGCCUCGAUUAGCCACAUAUUUUCAAGACGUUUUUUCAUAGUUAUUGCACUAGCAUUUGGACUGGCGGCUAUUGAGGUACUUGGUCUGAUAUUUUCUAUUGUUCUGUACUGCCAGAUGAGGAAGAAAUAA
Messenger RNA from Dama dama (fallow deer), 717 nucleotides. RefSeq names its product tetraspanin 8 (gene TSPAN8). Gene Ontology annotation, cellular component: membrane. The record is from RefSeq and is a predicted model, not a curated record. NCBI's taxonomy places the organism in Eukaryota, Metazoa, Chordata, Mammalia, Artiodactyla, Cervidae. The transcript is spliced from 8 exons. Bases 1 to 717 code for a protein of 238 amino acids.